ACGGAAAAGAAAGUGUUUCCGGCUCCGGUGUCAUGGCCGGCUCCCACCCUGAAGGUGUUCCUGCAGUCCUCGCCGAUAAGAGGCAGCAGUUUGGGAGCCGGUUUCUGAACGAUCCAGCGCGCGUCUUCCACCACAAUGCCUGGGACAAUGUGGAGUGGUCGGAAGAGCAAGCCGCAGCGGCGGAGAGAAAAGUGCAGGAGAACAGUACCCAGCGGGUGUGCCAGGAGAAACAAGUUGAUUAUGAGAUCAAUGCCCACAAAUACUGGAAUGACUUCUACAAAAUCCAUGAAAAUGGGUUUUUCAAGGAUAGACAUUGGCUUUUUACUGAAUUCCCUGAGCUGGCACCUAGCCAAAAUCAAAAUCAUUUGAAGGAUUGGUUCUUGGAGAACAAGAGGAGUGAAAUAUCUGAAUGUAGAAACAGUGAGGAUGGACCUGGUUUAAUAAUGGAAGAACAGCGCAAGUGUUCUUCGAAGAGCCUUGAACAUAAAACACAGGUGCCUCCUGUGGAGGAGAAUGUAACUCAGAAAAUUAGUGACCUGGAAAUUUGUGCUGAUGAGUUUCCUGGAUCCUCAGCCACCUACCGAAUACUCGAGGUUGGUUGUGGUGUGGGAAACACAGUUUUUCCAAUUUUACAAACGAACAAUGACGCAGGACUCUUUGUUUACUGCUGUGAUUUUUCUUCCACGGCUAUAGAACUGGUCCAGACAAAUUCAGAAUAUGAUCCUUCUCGGUGUUUUGCCUUUGUUCACGACCUGUGUGAUGAAGAGAAGAGUUACCCAGUACCCGAGGGCAGUCUUGAUAUUAUCAUUCUCAUAUUUGUUCUUUCAGCAAUUGUUCCAGACAAGAUGCAGAAGGCUAUCAACAGGCUGAGCAAGCUUCUGAAACCUGGGGGGAUGAUGCUUCUGCGAGAUUACGGCCGCUAUGACAUGGCUCAGCUUCGGUUUAAAAAAGAGGAACUGGAUGUACUUUUCACCACUGCUGGGCUGGAAAAGGUUCAGAAUCUGGUGGACCGACGCCUGCAGGUGAACCGAGGGAAGCAACUGACAAUGUACCGGGUUUGGAUUCAGUGCAAAUACCGCAAGCCUCUUCUGUCCAGCACCAGCUGAGCGGCACCUGCUCUCACACGAUGCAAGCUCAUUGUGUUUGCGGGCGUUUUUCAAAAACAUUUGUAGCACCGGGCGUGGUGGUCCAUGCCUGUAAUCCCAGCCACUCAGGAGGCUGAGGCAGGGAGGAUCCGAGCCCAGGAGUCCAGCCUGGGCAACAUAGUCAGAUCCUGUCUCUGAAAGUAAUAAUGAAAAUAAAAAGAAUACAAAUGAGGUCUGUUGAUGUUGAACAAUUCAAGAAAUCAGACUUGAACCUUACACCUAGGAAAAGUUACUUUGUACCAGGAUUCUAACAAUUAUGCUUUCUUUUGUGAAGUCCUUUACACAUAAUUUUCUCAAGUUCUUUCUUUGAGAUCUCAAUCUGUCUUAGCAUUUUGUAGUAACUGAAAUUUUAUUCAUGGGAAUUGUAAAUUUUAAAACACCAAUUUAUUUCCAUGGGAAAAAAGUAUUAUAUAUUAUUAUAUUUGACUGUAAUUGCAUUAAAUCUUUUGAGAGUGCAAAUGCCGGGCUGUGCAAUUGCAGUAAAUACAUACAGAAGUUAGCGAAGAGCUAUUAAGUUGUAGGGGAAAUAAGCUGGGAAGAAUCUGAUUCGAUAUUUUCCUGACA
Messenger RNA from Sapajus apella (tufted capuchin), 1709 nucleotides. RefSeq names its product methyltransferase like 2A (gene METTL2A). Gene Ontology annotation, molecular function: tRNA (cytidine-N3)-methyltransferase activity. The record is from RefSeq and is a predicted model, not a curated record. The coding region runs from base 33 to 1106 and encodes 357 amino acids. Lineage: Eukaryota; Metazoa; Chordata; Mammalia; Primates; Cebidae. The transcript is spliced from 8 exons.